AUGAACCUAGGAAUCAAGCAGCUUGUCGUUGUCGUGGCAUUGGGCAUCGUGCCACUGGCUCUUGCCCAUAGUGCUCAAGAAGAUGGUGCAAACAUCAUGAACAUGGACAUGGACACGUCCCGCGGCGCAGACGAGCCCAACAAGCCCGAUACCGACAGUUACCCGCCCACAUACUUUGCGCUCGCCGACCAUGCGGGAGUCAUGUACGCGCAUAUUGGCACAAUGGUGCUCGCCUGGGUCUUUGUCCUUCCAGUUGCUGUUAUGCUCUCAAUCGCACGGUCGAGGUAUACGCUUGCACUUCAGUUUGUCUUCCUCGCCGUGAAUGCUCUCGGCGUGCUUCUGGGGAUGGUUUACAACGCCGCCACCCCCGAUCUAUAUCCCAACAACGCCCAUCACAAGCUGGGCUGGCUGGUGACCUGGAUCGUUUCGGUGCAGGUUCUGAUUGGCUUCCUGGGAAUGGCCGCCGGCGUCUUGAAGGGCGAAUCCCCUGGAGAAUACGAUCAUAACGAGUGCCAGUCCUUCAUCCCCAUUUCCACCACCGCCAUGGCCGAGCACCACCGCAUCCACGGGUCGCCGUUCGCCAGCGAGUACCGCCUCUCCAAUGACAGCGGCCAGGGCACCGAGCCUUGUACAGAGUCGCUGCGAAGCCACUCCCGCUCCUCGUCGUCCAACGAAGCAUCCCCGCGCAUUUCGGGCGAUCAUCAGAAAGAGUUUAUCGAGGAUGACCAAGAUCACGAGGACGGCCCUUCCAUGCCCAUGCCGAGCAGCAGUAGCAACCAGAAGAAGGCGAACACGAUCCUUGCCAAGGUCGCAGCCAAGAUUUCGUUGCGUGUGUGGAGGGGUCUGUUGUAUAUAUACAACCUUGUUGACAGGAUCGUUCUGCCCUUAGGCUCCAUCACGUUGUGUCUGGGCAUCGUAGCGUACGGGCGUUUCUUCGUAAGUGACAAGAACCUGAAUACACCGGUGGAACCCAAGGCUGACUUAUCCCAGGAGGGCAACGGCAUCUUCAGCGGUCUGGCGCAUUGGGUCAAGGGCGGCAUUUUCUUCUGGCUUGGUCUGUUGACUUUGGGCCGCUGGACUGGCAGCUUCGGCGAAAUAGGAUGGGCGUGGAAUGUUCGGCCGAAGCGUGACGACAGUAAGUGGCGGCCUUCGGCCGAGUUUGUCGAGAGCGCCCUCAUCUUUGUUUACGGCUCGACAAACAUCUUUCUCGAGCACCUCGGCAACUGGGGAGGGGAAUACAGCGCGCAGGAUCUGGAGCACAUCUCUAUCACCGUGCUGUUUAUUGGUGGUGGAUUGGUCGGCAUGCUCAUUGAGUCGAGUCGCGUUCGAGAUUUCCUGAAUACCUCGGUCAUCGACGCCGCUGCGGUCGCCCCUGAGCGAACCUAUGAUGACGAGGAGCGGAACACGCUCCAGCCGCCGAGGCAAUACAGCUUCUCUAUCAACCCUAUUCCGGCGUUAGUGAUUCUUCUCCUGGGAUUCAUGAUGAGCUCGCAUACGCAACACUCGAUGACUUCGAGCAUGGUUCACAAGCAAUGGGGCAACCUGCUCACCGGUGCUUCUUUCGCCCGUGGCUUCACCUAUGUCAUCAUGUAUCUGAAGCCACCCACUUCGGUCUUGCCAUCCCGGCCCCCUACCGAACUUCUCGCUGCUUUUGGCCUGAUAUCAGGAGGCAUCAUCUUCAUGGCCAGUGCCAGCGACACCAUCCAGGGCAUGGAACACUAUAACCUGGAUGCCAUGUUUAUGUACACGGUGACUAUGGGUCUCGUUGGGCUCUUAAUGGCCUGGGAGAUAAUCGUUCUGGCCAUCAAGGGCUGGGCGGUCCGCAAGGAGGCCGGGCGGUUGAUGUACCGGCGUGCCUGA
Colletotrichum higginsianum IMI 349063 is the source of this 1860-nucleotide messenger RNA. Its product is annotated as Integral membrane protein. The coding region runs from base 1 to 1860 and encodes 619 amino acids. The record is from RefSeq and is a predicted model, not a curated record. NCBI's taxonomy places the organism in Eukaryota, Fungi, Ascomycota, Sordariomycetes, Glomerellales, Glomerellaceae. The transcript is spliced from 5 exons.